UAAAGUCCAGGGUGUGCACGCAAAGACAGACGUACUGAUAAAUUCAUUAACAACAACACGCCAUUGAAGCUCUAAUUAGAGUUUCUAUCCCCAAACCCUUUUCAUCUCUAUUCCCUAUUUUUCGUUCUUUUAGCCCCAAAUUGAAUUUUUCAGAGUUAAAUUUUAUUGUUUCCUACUAAUAUAUGCAUGUAUAUGCCCUAAUUUGGUGUUUUAGGUUUACAAAUGGAGGGCAGAAAUUUUGAUUCUAAGAAUCAAGUGCAAGUUGUAGAAGAUUUAUCUGCUAGGGUUUCUCGCUUCUCCCUUGAUAAUCAUGUUUCCAAUUCCUAUUCUCCUCCGGAUGAUGCAGUGGAUGGUAGUCUAAGGAAUCAUGUUACCGAAGAGAAUUGUGAUUCUUUGUCUAAUGUUAGCGCUGAAGAACCUAGUAUGAAUUUACCUAGCUUGUAUCCUGAAUUACCUGAAGAAUCAUUGGAUAGGAAUAAAGAGGACAUGGAGUCUUUAGCUGAUCUUCAGAAUCAGAGACAGUACUUCUACUAUGAUGCUCCACUGUAUGAAGAUACUGGAGUUUGGAUACCGGUUUCAGUUCCACCUAUGUCGGAAGAUGAUCAUAAAGAGUGGGCCAAAGGUUUUCAAUCGAAUGGAGGCUUUUUUCCUGACGAUGACAUGGGAUGGAAUCAAUAUGUUGGAGGAGAAAAGGAUUUGACUAUGUGGGAAGUGUUAGUAGAAAUGUUACUUGUAGCUAGGGGAAAAGUGUCUUCUUUGGCUUCGGGAGAUAUUCAUACAUAUAGCUUUUCAUGGAUAUCCAGUCAUGUACUUGAACAAGCUUGGAGAGAGAUGGCACAAACUCUUACAGAGGCUAACUUUGGUAAUGUGAAGGAAUUAAUAGAAGCAGAACCUCCAAAGUGGUUGGCAGAUAGUGCUGCUGCUUCUUGUAUGCUUUGUGGUGUGAGGUUUCAUCCCAUCAUGUGCUCCAGGCAUCACUGCCGGUUUUGUGGAGGGAUAUUUUGUGGUGAAUGUUCCAAAGGACGGAGCUUGAUGCCAUCAAAAUUCCGAGUUUCAGAUCCCCAAAGAGUCUGCGAUGUAUGCUGUGUCCGACUUGAGUCUGUACAGCCUUAUUUGAUGGAUCAUGUAAGUAAUGCUGCUCAGUUACCAACCCAUGACCUGACAGAUCUCAGUACUUUGAGAUCAUGGGUUAAUUUUCCUUGGGGGCAGACCAUGGAAUAUGAAAUUUACAAGGCGACUAAUACUAUCAAGUCUUAUAAUCAGAUUGGUUUAUUAAAGCCCGAGAAGACAAUUCCAGAUUUCAUUCUUAGGCAAGCAAAAGGCCUUGCAAUUAUCACUGUGGUCAAAGUAGGAGUGGUGGUUACUUAUAAUAUUGGAACAGGAAUUGUGAUUGCGCGCAGGGAAGAUGGUUCGUGGUCUCCACCAUCUGCUGUGUCGACGUUCGGUGUGGGGUGGGGGGCUCAGGCUGGAGGGGAGUUAACGGACUUCAUUAUUGUUCUGAGAACAAAUAACGCUGUCAAGACAUUUAGCGGUAAUGCACAUCUUUCACUUGGAGCUGGUUUGAGUGCUGCAGUUGGUGUUGUUGGAAGGGCAGUUGAAGCUGAUGUUCGAGCUGGUGAUGGUGGCUAUGCUGCUUGUUAUACAUACAGCUGCAGUAAAGGUGCAUUUGUUGGUUGUUCACUUGAAGGAAGUUUUGUCACCACUCGUACACAAGAAAAUUGUCGUUUUUAUGGCAGCCAGUCUUUAACUGCAACAGAUAUACUUCUUGGCUCCUUGCCUAGGCCACCUGCUGCCGCCAUUCUUUACCGCGCUCUUGCAGAUUUGUAUUUGAAGAUUGAUGGUUAAUUGAAUUAAUUGUAUCACAUUUUCAUAUUCCUUUCACAUUUUGGAAAUCAGUAUAAAGGAAAAGAACCAUUGGAUCAUGAAUAAUUUGUACAGCUUCUAAGUUACAUUCAGAUUGUAAAGUUUCCUCGUAUCAUUAUUUGUCAUGUAAAUAAGUACAUGAAAAUGUAGAUAUAUCAAAUACUCCAUUUUGACCAUGAAAAUGUAGAUAUCAUAUUCCUUUC
Molecule: messenger RNA, 2066 nt
Organism: Cicer arietinum (chickpea)
Lineage: Eukaryota; Viridiplantae; Streptophyta; Magnoliopsida; Fabales; Fabaceae
Molecular function (GO): phosphatidylinositol binding; metal ion binding
Source: RefSeq, a predicted model, not a curated record